Hemisphaericaspora subhashii is the source of this 2616-nucleotide messenger RNA. RefSeq lists its product as uncharacterized. Lineage: Eukaryota; Fungi; Ascomycota; Pichiomycetes; Serinales; Debaryomycetaceae. Gene Ontology annotation, molecular function: calcium-activated cation channel activity. Gene Ontology annotation, cellular component: plasma membrane. The coding region runs from base 1 to 2616 and encodes 871 amino acids. The record is from RefSeq and is a predicted model, not a curated record. The transcript has a single exon.
AUGUUCCAUGAAAUUGCAUCUGAUUUUAUAAUAGAUCUACAGAAACGAUUAUACGAAACCAAUGAGAAUGGAGAUGAUGGACGAUAUAGACCACCCUCCACUCGUGUUGCCAGAUAUCAAAUUAUAAUUGCAUCCACAUUAGGAUUAUUUGCCCUCCUUGCCUUCUCAAUCCUUCGAAUCCGAUAUCCUAAAAUAUAUGUUGCCAAUCUUAAUCAUAUGAACUUCAAUUAUUUACAUUCCUCUUCCAGGAAAUAUCUCCCGAAACUACCGGCAAAAUCAUUAUUUGGUUGGAUUCCAAUUGUGUAUAAAAUAAAUGAACUGCAGAUAUUAGAGCAUGCUGGUUUUGAUGCCGUGGUGUUUCUUCGAUUUUUUAAGAUGUGUAUUAGAAUAUUGGGUACCUGUCUUUUACUUGCGAUAUUUGUCAUUUCACCAAUUAGGUAUAAAUUCACAGGAAAAUUGGAUCUGGAUUAUCCUGAUGAUGAUGGCGAUGAUGAUGACAACAACAAUGGGACAUCAAUUGUAAUGAGACAACUCAUUAAAAUGGCAGCAGGAGGAACAAAUAUUCCCGAGGAUGUGGAGCAAUCUUAUCAAUUGUUUCUGUGGAUGUAUGUUGCAUUCACAUAUAUUUUCACUAUAAUUACAAUAUAUUUCUUAUUUAAUCAAACUAAUAAAAUCAUAGAUAUGAGACAAAAAUAUCUUGGGGGACAAAAUUCAAUUACUGACAGAACCGUUAAAGUAUCAGGAAUACCGGCAGUAUUGAGAGAUGAAAUUACAUUAGCUAGACAUAUUGAAAGUUUAAAUAUCGGAGAAAUCGAUUCAAUUCUUAUUGUACGAGAAUGGGGAAAUCUAAAUAAAUUAUUCAAAUUGAGAAAGAAAGUACUACGAAAAUUAGAAGUAUAUUGGGUAGAAUAUUUCCAACAAAAGGGGAUAAUAAAUAAAGCGCAAUUACUUUCUUCUUCCAGUUUACAUCCUCAAUUAAGAGACCUGAUAGGAUUAGACAAUAAUAAUAAUAGCUACCGAGAUAACGAAGAAGACGAAUCCACUCCUGAAGCAACUGAUAAUUCCAAUCCACGAACCCCAUCCCCUUCAAUAAUCGAUCAAAUUUCGGAAAUCGUCGAAGAAGAAGCAAGCACAUCAGUCCCAAGUUUAUUGAAUGAUGAAUUACGUGACCGUCCCAAAAUCAACAAAGGGUUAUUUGGCAUAUUUGGACCCAAAGUGGAUGCAAUUGCUCAUUAUACCGAACAACUAGAAGUCAUCGAUAAAGAGAUUAACCGAGCUAGAACCAAAGAAUAUCCAGGAACUUCCACUGCUUUCUUAACUAUGAAGACUGUGGCACAAGCCCAAAUGUUAGCACAAGCUGUAUUGGACCCAAAAGUAAACCAUUUAAUUACAAGUCUUGCAGCAGCACCUCAUGAUAUUAGAUGGGAUAAUUUAUGCUUAACCAGAAAGGAAAGAAAUACCAAGAUAUUUAUUGUGACUUUAAUUAUUGGACUUAUGAGUAUACUUUUGAUUUAUCCUGUGAGAUAUAUGGCAAGUUUAUUGAACACAAAAAGUAUUGCUAAAAUGUGGCCUUCAUUAGGAAGAUUUUUACAUAAUAAUAAAUGGGCCAAAACUGCAAUAACUGGAUUAUUACCAACAUAUCUUUUCACAAUUUUAAAUAUAAUAAUUCCAUUUUUUUAUGUUUGGAUAUCUGCAAAACAAGGAUUCACAUCCCAUAGUGAUGAAGAAUUAUCUUCAGUAUCAAAGAAUUUCUUUUAUAUCUUUGUGAAUUUAUUUUUGGUAUUUACAACUUUCGGUACGGCAUCGUUGAGUGAUACUACAAAAAUUGCUUAUGAUUUAGCACAAUCAUUAAAAGAUUUAUCAUUAUUCUAUGUUGAUUUUAUUAUUUUACAAGGAUUAGGAAUUUAUCCAUUUAAAUUGUUAUUAAUUGGAAAUUUAAUAACUCACCCAAUUGAAUCACUUUUUUGGUGUAAGACACCAAGAGACUAUUUAAAAUUAUACAAACCACCAGUAUUCGAUUUCGGGUUACAAUUACCUCAGCCAAUGUUGAUAUUCAUAAUUACAUUAGUUUAUUCAGUAAUGUCAUCCAAGAUCUUAACUGCAGGAUUAAUCUAUUUCAUUAUUGGAUAUUUUGUAAGUAAGUAUCAAUUAUUAUAUUCAUGUGUUCAUCCACCUCAUUCAACAGGGAAAGUCUGGCCUUUAGUUUUCAGAAGAAUAAUUCUUGGGUUAAUAAUUUUUCAAAUAACCAUGGUGGGGACAUUGGCACUUCAAGAAGCAUUCACCUGUGCAUCUUCAUUAGCUCCAUUACCUUUAAUUUCAUUAUACCUUUUGUGGAGUUUCCAAAAUCAAUAUAUCCCAUUAUCGUUGUUUAUAGCCUUACGUGCAAUUGAAAAUAAUAAUCCUCCGCCUAAUAACUUGGUUGAUCUUGAAAAUGUUCCUGGACAAGAUAGAACCCUUGAUGAAAGAAGGGAAUUAAAUACGAAAUAUGAAUAUCCUAAUUUAGUCAAUGAUUUGGAUGGACCUUUGCUUGCGAUUGAUGGACUGGAUAUGUUGUUGAUAAAUUAUGAUGGAACAACCGUUCGUAAAUCCCAAAAUAAUAAUGAAUGGAGUUAUUAA